CUGGAGGGCAGCUUGUAUUCAUUGCGAUCACACCUCUUGUACCAUGGCAGAGGGAGAUAACCACAGCACGAACCUGCUGGCUGUGGAAACUGCAAAUCUGGAACAGCAGCUGCAAGGAUGGGGAGAGGUGAUGCUGAUGACAGACAAGGUCCUGCGGUGGGAGAGAGCCUGGUUUCCAUCUGCCAUCAAGGGUGUUGUCUCUUUGCUGUUCCUACGGAUUAUCUAUUACCUUGAUCCAUCUGUGCUGUCUGGUGUUUCCUGUUUGGUUAUGUUUUUAUGCUUGGCUGAUUACCUUGUUCCCAUUCUAGCUGCUAGGAUCUUUGGCUCCAAUAAAUGGGCCACAGAACAGCAGCAAAGAUUCCAUGAAAUUUGCAGCAACUUAGUAAAAACUCGACGCAGAGCUGUGGGCUGGUGGAAACGCCUCUUUACCCUAAAGGAAGAAAAGCCUAAAACUUACUUCAUGAACACGAUCAGUUCCCUUGAGGCAGUUGCUUGGGUGGGACAGCAAGUGCGCAACCUUCUUCUCACCUACCUGAUUGUGACUUUUGUACUGUUGCUUCCUGGACUAAACCAGCACGGAAUCAUAUCGAAGAACAUUGGCAUGGCCAAGAUGGAGAUAAACAAGCUUCUCAAACAAAAAGAAAAGAAAAAUGACUUAUGCAUCUGCCUUACUUGCUCUGGUUAGUGGAAUUUGCUCUGUCCCUGGGAACAGUCUGUGAUAAGCUGUCUGGAUACUAAAAUGUUACAGAAGUAGCUCUUUGCUCCCCUGGUUCUGCCCUUGUUAAUAUGAAUUCACACUUCCCAAAUGAGGUUUGUGCAUAGCAUCUUAGUGGAAUGGACAACUUCUUAGGAUGACUUGUUUUGAUUUUUCUCACCCAGGGCUGAUGGAAUUUUCACUUUGGGUAAUUUCAGUUGUGAGCUUUACUAUUGUACAGGUAACAGUAACUGGCUAGUGGUUAAUGAUUGCUUUAGCUAGAUUUAAGGUAGUGGUCUGUGGCUACAGGAAGCUGGUUCUACUGUCUGCUUCCACAUUCUGCUUCAAAAAACUGUCUGGCUUCAUGAAUAGAGACCAAGUUUACCACUUUUGAUGAAGAGACCAAGUAACUUCCAUUCCUCACUCUGUUUCUUGACCAUGGAGAAGAGUCCCCAUGGACAAGGUGAAACUUGAUUCCAUGCCCUAGUAUAUCUAGGCUUUUCUCCAGUGCAAACUGUAGCCAUAUUUAGGGAAUAAUUUCUCCCUUGCUCCCCAUGAGGAACCUGGCCAGCUUAGAGCUCUUGUUCCCC
Jaculus jaculus (lesser Egyptian jerboa) is the source of this 1284-nucleotide messenger RNA. Its product is annotated as ADP-ribosylation factor-like protein 6-interacting protein 1. The transcript is spliced from 2 exons. The record is from RefSeq and is a predicted model, not a curated record. Lineage: Eukaryota; Metazoa; Chordata; Mammalia; Rodentia; Dipodidae. The coding region runs from base 44 to 685 and encodes 213 amino acids.